AUGAAUAUGAACAGUAGUAAUAGUGAUAGUACUAAAAAGAGGAGUGUUGAGAUCAUACCAUGGAUUGAGAAACAAGUUUUGUCUAUAAAUACAUCAUCUAAAAAGAUUGGUCAAGUUAUAACUGGUGACAUAACAAACAUAAAUAAAGAUCGAUUUAUUAGUACUGAAAAGAAAGUAUUAUAUCUCUCAGAUAGACAGACAUUUAUACCCAUUUCAAUUACUGAUGAGGCAUUGAGUAAAUGUGCAAGAAAGAGAGUAGCGAUAGCCAAACCUUCAAAGUCUAAUAUCGACAUUGUUAUUGGUGCAAUCAUUUCUAUCAAUGACCUUGAAUUGGUCAAUGACAAUGGUAGUUUCUCAUUGAAUCUAAAGGAUUUUGAUAUUAUAACAAGAGACAAAUUCAAUUUGAAAUCACUUAUUCCCAUCACAGAUCUACCAAAAAUCAAAGACUUUUUAAAGAAUAGCCAUUCAUCUGGUGCCUCUACUGUCACUCCUAUUACACCGAUUAUCGAUGACAAUGACAGAAAUAAUAAUAAUUGUUAUUCAAAUGGAUUCGAAUUCGAUCCUUAUGAUUGUAUAAUACCUCAAGACCAAUUGAAAAUUCUGGAGAGUUUAAUAUUUGUGAAUGGUAAAUGGGAGCAACCUAUUAAAGUAAAGACAGAGAAGCAGCUUCCAAAUGAAAAGAUAUCAAAACCAAACAGUAUAAGUAAAAUAAUGAAUGAUAGUAUUAGAAAUAAGAUCAAUGCAACAACAAAAACAACAAAACAACCACAACAACAUGUAGCUUCAAAUCAAACAAAGUCAAAGGGGAAAAGCUCACAGAUAGAAGAGGAGAUAGAAGAAGAGGAGCAAGUUGAUAGAGAUAAAGCUAGAGUAGAGGAUGAAGACCCAAUUGUCAAUUCAAAUGUUAGUGGUAAUGGUAGUAGUAGUAAUGAUCAACAUUCAGGUUUUGAAGAUGAUAUAUCUUAUUCUUCAAUGGAUUUAGCAUAUUCCAUGCCAGACGGCUAUAAUAGUAACAAUAGCAAUAAAAGGAAACUCUCAAGUCUUAAGUGUCUCUGGCAACAGGAAACAGAAGAUAUAUAUGAUUCACAAGUAUCGUUAAUAAUUGAUACAGAAAAAACAACUACGACAACUACAACCACUACGACAACUACAACUACCAGCGAUAAUAGCAACAACAAUAAUAACAACAACAAUAAUAAUAAUGAAGAUAAAGAAAUUAACAAUUCCCCAGAUAAUGAUUUUGAAUUAUCAGAUGAUGAAUCCAACAGAAAGGUGUUGGAUCAUGAUAAGAAAGCAACAACAACAACAUCAAACAUGGGACCACCACAAUCACAGUUUCCAAUAGCAUCACAAAUACCAUACUCUACGUUUCCUUCACAACUUUCACAGCUUACACAACUUUCACAAUUUACCAACAACAACAACAACAACAAUAAUAAUGAUAUAAGUAGCAACUAUGAUAUCAUGCAGGAACUCAAGUAUCAUAAAGAUCAAUUCUAA
Molecule: messenger RNA, 1500 nt
Organism: Heterostelium album PN500
Lineage: Eukaryota; Evosea; Eumycetozoa; Acytosteliales; Acytosteliaceae
Exons: 7
Coding region: 1-1500 (499 amino acids)
Source: RefSeq, a predicted model, not a curated record